GAAUGCUCCUUCUCAACGAUCGACCAAUUUUCAUACUUCUCUGUCUCAACUUUUUUUAAGUAAGGAAACUUUGAUGGCGGCAAAAUCGGUUGCUCUGCUUACUCCCUACAAAAUGGGAAAUUUUGAGCUCUCUCACAGGAUUGUGUUGGCGCCAUUGACAAGAUCGAGAUCUUAUGGAAAUGUGCCCCAACCUCAUGCGGCGCUGUACUACUCUCAGAGGGCUACCAAAGGAGGCCUCCUCAUAUCCGAAGCCACCGGCGUCUCAGACACGGCUCAAGGAUAUCCGGAGACUCCAGGGAUUUGGACAAAAGAGCAAGUGGAGGCAUGGAAGCCAAUUGUGAAAGCUGUGCAUGACAAGGGUGGGAUAUUCUUCUGCCAACUUUGGCACGUCGGAAGAGUCUCCAAUUACAGUUAUCAACCAAAUGGGCAAGCACCCAUCUCGAGUACCGACAGAGGGAUUCAGCCUCAGACUCAACAUGACGAAACCAUUGCAGAAUACUCUCCCCCACGACGACUAAGAACCGAUGAGAUCCCUCAAAUUGUCGAUGACUUCAGACUUGCUUCAAGAAAUGCAAUAGAAGCUGGCUUUGAUGGAGUUGAAAUCCAUGGAGCACACGGCUACAUCCUCGAACAAUUCAUGAAGGACAGUGUCAAUGACCGAACCGACCGAUACGGUGGCAGCUUAGAAAACCGCUGCCGCUUUCCUCUCGAAGUAGUCUCUGCCAUAGUCGACGAAAUCGGAGCUGACCGAGUUGGCAUUCGACUCUCUCCGUUUGCUGACUUCGUGGACGCCUACGACUCUGACCCAGAAGCCCUUGGGAUGUACAUGGUCAAGUCACUUGACAAGUUCAAUGUUGUCUACGUUCAUAUGGUCGAGCCAAGAAUGUCCAUUGUUGAUGGACGGAGGCAGAUACCGCAUAGAUUGUCACCGAUGAGAAAAGCAUUCAAGGGUUCAUUUAUUGCAGCUGGAGGGUACGAUAGAGAGGAAGGAAAGAAGGUAGUGGAUGAAAAUUACACGGAUCUGGUUGCGUUUGGUCGGUUGUUCUUGGCUAACCCUGACUUGCCUAAAAGGUUCGAGCUCGAAGCUCCACUAAACAAGUAUGAUCGGUAUACUUUUUAUACUCCUGAUCCGAUUGUGGGGUACACGGAUUAUCCGUUUCUUGAUUCAUCAGCUUAUUAGCUCAUUUGAUUUAAGUAAACUAAGACAUGAGGACGAGUAUUUAUACCUUAUGCUUUACAUUAGGGAGGGAAUAAGCUUAUUUCUCGGCAUACAAUAAGGAAAUAAGCAAUCUCAUGAAAAUGGUGUAUCUUUAAGUAUGAUUAAUUUCCUAUGUAAUGUCAUCUGGUUUUUAGUUGCGCUCUAUUAUAAAACAUUUCGUUUAUUAA
Molecule: messenger RNA, 1386 nt
Organism: Asparagus officinalis (garden asparagus)
Lineage: Eukaryota; Viridiplantae; Streptophyta; Magnoliopsida; Asparagales; Asparagaceae
Product: putative 12-oxophytodienoate reductase 5
Exons: 5
Coding region: 74-1180 (368 amino acids)
Molecular function (GO): FMN binding; oxidoreductase activity
Source: RefSeq, a predicted model, not a curated record